ACCAGGCGUACCAUCGCCUGCGCCACACCUCCAUGCCACUGAGUCUUGCGAGUCCUCGUACAGCAGAGAGUUCCCUCAUACGUUCGACAGAUCUCGCGUCAGCGCGCACCGGUCCUCGCCUCUCCUCCCACCCUCCGCUGUCCGUCUCACAGGUACAACUCGGUCUCGAUAAGACUCAGGGGCGAGAGCCCAGGCUGCGGAUCAAGAUGGACGAAUACGAGAGAUGAACACAACAGCAGCAGGAGUUGAGAGACUGUUUAGCUCAACCUGUCCCUCGAUGAGGAUUCUAGAAUUUCGAUAGGUCGAGAGAAUCUGGAAUACAUUCAACCUCGGGCCAUAGACCGGAAGAGAUUGUCGAAGAAACCAAGUACUCAAGAACUGGGCAAGCACUUUGCCUUUCCUAUGGUCCCUUGAAGGUCGGACAACUUAUAAGGGAUCCGGAUACCAAGGCUGCGAGUCCUUGACCUUUACAAGUAGCAGCCCAGCCUGGCCUCAGUACUCUGGGUGCUUCGAGUUUGAUAUCGUGAAGGCGGAAGAGAAGCGAAUCCGGAGAACGAAUGCUCGACCCCUGCACGGAAUGCGCGGAACACGUGAUAGCAUCCGAAAUAUAUCCUGACGCCAAUCCUGAUUUCGUCCAAAUUUCUUCAUGCACAUCUGUCCUUGGUCUGUUGCAAAGGCCAUAUCCCUUUUGAGCAGCGCUGUCUAUCCAAGAUGGGCGCAAAUUAGCCGUUCCCCACCGGGCGCUAUGCCAUGUGGGUGAAGCUGUCCGAUUUCUAUGUGUUUUGAUGAAGUUCCAAUAUGCCAUUGACAAAGCAUCGUCCUGGGGAGACGGGGGCAGAGAGCAGCAAUAGGCCUCCGCUUCGAGGAGUCCAGACGGAUGACCUCGGCCAUUUCACAGGCGCUCACAGAGGCGAGGAUCUGAGCCUGGAGGAGCAGACUGCCAUCCUCCAGGCAAUGACCCUCGAGUCCCCUCCCGGGAUCCAGUCGCCUCAUCCUCUCCCGCUCCAUCCUUCUCCUGGCAUUGUUCAGUCGCCUACCAGUCUUUCGACCGAAUUCAGCUUUCAAAGCCAAGGUUCAACAUCUACUCCCACAACCCCCCUCACACCUCUUUCCCCGCCAGCCACGAACUCCCCAUCUCAGUCGAAAUUCGUAUCAGCUUUGCAGGAUGUCCGACACUUUGCAGGGGGGUUGAUCAGCCAUCCCUACGAGUCCACCAAGCACUACACGAUCCUGCGGCAUUCGUUUGGCGUAGUCUACUACAGCGGUUCGUCGACAAAUCUAGCCAUCACCGUCUUCUCCGACCGAGAGCUACCUCCCGAUCGGACUUUGUGGCUACAGCGAAGAGGCUUCUCCGGCAAGACCGGUUUGAAGAUCGGGGGGUUACUGGGAGCCAGGAGUACCUGGAUUGAUGUGACCCCAUCCACAAGGGCCACGCCGGAGCAAGUCAACUCCACCGACGAACGCGCUUGGCAGAGAGACAUCAAGAAGUUUUUGAAGAAAGCUCCGAAAGAACUUCGCGCUCAUCGGCCACGGGAAACCGACAUCCUCCGCAUUCCUUGCGAUGCCGACGAUGGCUAUCUGAGGGUGGUUCUCUGCUCUGCCGACGGAAAAAAGACGCUUUGCGGUAGCCCAGUGUUCCGACUAGCGUCCUCGUCAACAGACUCUAGUGUCAUCAGAGGCUCGUCUCUCAAGACCAUGCCACUCGAGGCGGGCAUCAAGCUAGCGGCAGUUGUCGGAAGACAAUUCGUCACGGCCACUGCUGGCCCUUAUGUCGACACUGCAAGGCAGACGGUCACGAAUCAGCUGACUUCGGUUUAUCAACCAAGUGCGUUAGCUCAGCAGGCUGUUACUACCGCUUAUGACGAGAGUGGGAUUCAGGAUCGCUUUGACAAUAUGAAUGAGCAGUAUGACACUGCCCGAGAUGAGUCUUACACUCGAACCGACCUGGAUGGCUACGAUGCCUUGGCUCGUCCAGAUGUCAUCGGGCCACCGUCCGGCCCAGUGCCGCCAUUUCCCGUUCGGUUUCAUGGAAAGGUGGUCGCCGGCACUGGCAGAAGUAGAGCAGCAUUGAACAUGCCGACGGCCAACCUGACGGGCAUUCCUGCAGACAUUCUUUUGCGGUACAAAGGGGUAUUCUUCGGGUGGGCUGCGGUGAACCUGCCCAGCAAGCUCGCUGCAGAGAAAAACAUCUCGGAUGAAUGGCAUCAGGCAAUUAUCUUCAUUUCGCCGGACCCAUAUGGAAGGAGAACUGUGGUGGAAAAGAACACUGCCCGAGUGUACCUGAUCCAUGAUUUCCAGUCAGUCGAUUUCAUCGACGCCAAAGUGUCUGUGCUGAUGAUGGGUUAUUUGCGAGCUCUAGAGCUCGAACCGAACCAAGAGCCGGAUGUCGAAGCACAACUGUUUGACUUCUACAAAGAUGUCGCCGUUACGAACGCAAGUUUGGCUCGACCCGCCUGGGCAGCAGACGCCACAUUAGAGCACGUCAAGUCGGCUUCGUCCAACCGAUCUUUGACUGAGCGAUAUGUUGAUUUCAGGCAGAGCACACAGAAACAGAUUGACAGAGUCCCUGUCCAUCGUCUGGGAGUGCGGACAGAGGGAGCGACCAUGAAGGACAAAUUGAUUGGAAAUGGCGGAGUGUGGAUUCCAAGGUCACCUUUGACGCAUAAUGCUACAGCUUGACCACGUCUGUUUCAGCCCUUUGCCUAAUCACAUUGAGAAGAGAAAAGCGCCUCUCUGAAUCUCAUUGCCAACCGUCUGCUGCAAUUCACCGAGAGGCGUGUCCAGAAAGAUCCAACCCCUGGAAGUCGUCAAUCACGACUUCGGGCGAUCCCGGUCAGGAAUCCUAACACACGAAGAACCACCUUGUAAAGGAGCAAUUUAAUUCCUGUGGCAUGCAAAGCGUCAAUCGCCCAAUGUGACGACUUCAGAACCCUGCUGGCUCGAGGAAUGGCCACCUUGUCAUACACCGUGAUGGCUUCGUCAACGGUUGAAGCUUUCUUGAAUGCAUUAGCAAGAUCCCAGGCAUCCAUUAUUGCCAUGUUGGCACCGUUGCCUGCGAAGGGGCUAACUGCAUGGUUUGCAUCUCCGAUCCAUAUUAUGGGGCCGUGCUCCAGUGACUGAUGUGGGAAAGGGGGCCGAUCCAUUGCAUUGAACUGCAUGAUCGUGGUUGGAUCCGUCGCGGAGACCAGAUUCUUCACCAGAGGAGCAAAGUUUGCCGCCACUUUUAUUGAUUCUUCCAACAACUCGUCGAGGCGCUUUUGAGGAACAGGGUAUCGUAAUGCCUCCUUCAUAACGGGACUGGGACGACUCAUGGCCCAAAGCGCGGAUUUGUCGUCCACAGGAGAGACAAAAAGCCCGACUCCGUUUCCACCCAGCACACCACCCCAGUCACGAUCCAGGGGCUUGGGAAUGUCGUCGUGUCUCGCAAACUUGGCGAUGCCUGACCAGAGAUACACGCCAGCAUAAUUGAGGCCGUGGUCUGGCCUCAACAGCGAGCGCAACUUGCUUCGGGAUCCAUCGGCAGCUAGGAGAAUGUCACCCACCGCCGUUGCGCCGGUGCUGAGGGUAACUCGCACUUUGCCGUCCUCGAUUGGCUCUGCUCCUAUUACAGCCGUUUCCCAGUGGAUUUGAGCUUUCGAUGCCACAGCGGCCUCGGCGAGAACCUUCUGCAGGGCAUUGCGGCGGAUUCUCAUGCCGAGCAGCUUUUUGGGUCCGACUGGGUGUGCCGCGAAGCGCAAGAAGGGACGAAACUGAGGAUCCCAGAGGUUGAAAGAGCCUCUCUCUUCUGGAAGUCCUCCAGAGUUGACACUGACGCUCCUGACAAGCUCGUACAGCCCUAGGAGAUCCAAGACCUGAACGGCGCCGGGAUCGUUGUCUGUUCUCAGGGAUAGAGUAUACCCUUCACGUCCGAUGCGGUCCUCAUAGCUAUCCCGCUCGUAUAUGAUGACUUGAGGCCUCGCCGCCACCGAAGAUUCUUCUGAAAACAAUUGGGCGAUCGCAACGGCGAAUGUCAGUCCAGCGAUGCCACCACCAGACACGAGAAUGGUUUUGCCGGCGAGGAAAUUCGACAACAGUUCCGGGGAUGAUGGAGACAUUGUGUCAUUGUCCACAGGGGACAUACAAGAAUGAGGAGAUGCUUACUGCUACUGUUUCUCACGCUGUGUGCACAACCUCGAGCGUGCUUUGUUCCUUGCGCGUCAGUUAAUGCCUUGAUCCUUAUAUAAUAUAUCUGCAAUACCCCAGGACAACAGCUGUCUUCAGGAUUGGGACUAGGCUCAGGCAGACAGAUUCCUGGGAUAGACACAGGGAUUGCUUUGCACACAGCCAAUCAAGGACCUGGACUUCUUGCAAUCCCUACGCCAUUUUGCCAGUCCUCCAAUCCUGCUAGCAAACACUUAUACCCUUGUCGAUUUGACGAACCAGAGGACAGGUCCGCCACUUGCAACGCGAAUACGACAUUGACAUCACGUCCUCCUCGGUCAACCUGCCCUUGCGAGCCGCCCUGAGAGUUGUAGCUUUCCCCAGACUCGACGAUCCCGAACUCCUGCUCGAACACCUCCAUCUUUUG
This is a messenger RNA of Cladophialophora immunda, 4567 nucleotides long. RefSeq lists its product as uncharacterized. NCBI's taxonomy places the organism in Eukaryota, Fungi, Ascomycota, Eurotiomycetes, Chaetothyriales, Herpotrichiellaceae. Gene Ontology annotation, cellular component: mitochondrion. The transcript has a single exon. The coding region runs from base 799 to 2679 and encodes 626 amino acids. Gene Ontology annotation, biological process: riboflavin biosynthetic process; FMN biosynthetic process. Gene Ontology annotation, molecular function: riboflavin kinase activity. The record is from RefSeq and is a predicted model, not a curated record.